CCCGGCUCGGAGUUCAUCAGUGCAUUGACUUACAUUUUAGGAAAUGGUGAAAGAAACGCGUUGACACAAAAGGACCUGAAAAUCACAGCAGAGCCAGAGAGUAAAGAAGAAGAAGACACCAGAUUUAAUCACAUCAUGCAUCUGCAGAGAUGGCGUCCACAUUCUUUGAUGUGCCGUGUGUUUGUCCAGAAAAACACAAACUGACACAUGCAUGCGCACAGAGCACAUCGUCGUCGUGUUUCCCUGAACGCUGUGCCUCUGGGUAAAGAGGAGGCAGAACCUUAAUCCCUUUGUGUUCUCCUUCCUCCGCUCUAAUAGUUGUGCAAUGGAUCGGCCUCUUCUGGGCCGACUGUCGGCCCGAGGCUGCUGCUGCUGCUCCUUCAGCACGCUGAAGGCCUGGCUGCCGAUCCUCUCCUGGCUGCCCAGGUACAAGCUGAAGUGGCUUCAGAUGGAUCUGCUCGCAGGCCUCACCGUCGGGCUGACGACUGUACCGCAGGCGCUGGCUUACGCUGAGGUAGCCGGCCUCCCCGUGCAGUACGGACUCUACUCUGCCUUCAUGGGGGGCUUCAUCUACACGCUCCUGGGGACGUCUAAGGAUGUGACACUGGGUCCCACGGCCAUCAUGUCCCUGCUGUGUUUCUCCGUGGUGGGGGGGCAGCCACACCGAGCCGUGCUGCUCACGCUGCUCUGUGGACUCAUCCAGGCGGGAAUGGCAUUACUGAGAUUAGGUUUCCUGCUGGACUUCAUCUCUUUCCCUGUUAUAAAAGGCUUCACUUGUGCUGCUGCGGUAACCAUUGGCUUCGGCCAGGUCAAGAAUAUUCUGGGGCUCCAGGGCAUUCCUCACGAGUUCUUCCUGGAGGUUUACUACACCUUCUACAAGAUCCCAGAGGCCAGGAUCGGUGAUGCGGUGCUGGGCCUGCUUUGUGUCGCUCUGCUGGUCAUGUUGUCGUUCAUGAAGACGAGCCUGGGCUCUGAGGACGCCCCCACCUGCUCCAGAGUCGCCAGGAAACUAGUGUGGACUGUUGCUACCAUGCGUAACGCUCUUGUGGUCGUGGCCGCAUCCUUCGUAGCGUUUUCCUGGAAUGCUUACGGUUAUCCCGUGUUUACGGUCACCGGGGAGACUUCCCGGGGGCUCCCGCCGUUCAGACCUCCACCCACCUCGGACACCACAGCCAACGGCACCGUCGUCUCCUUUGGAGAGAUAGUUGAGGGCUUUGGAGGAGCGCUCGCUGUGAUUCCCUUCAUGGGUCUGUUGGAAAGCAUUGCUAUUGCUAAAGCUUUUGCCAGUCAGAACGACUACAGAAUUGAUGCCAACCAAGAGCUGCUGGCAAUUGGUUUGACCAACAUCAUGGGCUCCUUUGUGUCAGCCUACCCCGUCACUGGCAGCUUCGGGAGGACAGCAGUGAACUCCCAGACUGGUGUUUGCACUCCGGCUGGAGGGAUCGUAACCGGUGUGAUCGUGUUGCUUUCCCUGGCGUUCCUCAUGCCGGCCUUCUACUACAUCCCCAAAGCCUGUCUAGCUGCUGUUAUCAUCUGCGCGGUAGCUCCCAUGGUGGAUUAUCGUGUUGUCGCCAAGAUGUGGAAGAUACACAAGCUGGACCUGCUGCCGUUUGUUGUGACGUUCCUGAUGAGCUUCUGGCAGGUGCAGUACGGCAUCGUAGGAGGUGUAGCUGUAUCCGGAGCUCUGCUGCUCUACAACACAGCAAGACCACCGAUAAAGGUGUCUGAUCACGGUGUGCUGGUGAUGGAGUUGGGCAGUGGACUGAGUUUUCCUGCCACAGAGUAUCUCAGUCACAUCAUACACACUCAGGCGCUGCAGGCGUCUCCUCCGCGGUCAGUGGUCCUGGAUUGCCAUCAUGUUAGCGUCAUAGAUUACACAGUGAUCAGCGAGCUCAGGGACCUGCUGAGGCAGUUCAACCUGCGAGAAGUGCAACUGGUCUUUUCCAGAUUGCAGCUCUCUGUUCUGGAGGUUCUCCUAGCAGCUGAUCUGCAGGGCUUCAGGUAUACGGACAGCGUGGAGGCGGCGCUGCAGAUAGAGUCGAAGAGCUUGAACGGUGAUCAGUGACAUUUGUGAUCUGAGAUUAUUGAGCUGGUAUCAAGUUAAAAAGCGAUGAACUACCUCCAACAACUGAUUCACUGGCUGUUAGGUGUACCGCUCAACUUGACUUGAAUCUUCUCUAAGACAACAGCACUACAUUGGACCAGAAGUCUAAUACUGGGUUUUAUAGCAUUUUAUAUUCUUUUGAGGGACAUUAUGCUUUGUGUGUGAAUGAGGAUGUAAUAAUAUUUACUGCAAUGUAUGUAUUUUUGCUAACAGAGCACUCCCUCUGUUACAUAUUAGGGAUAAAUGUGAUCUUCAAGGGACCAAAUCAAAACAACACUUGUGCCACCCGUCAUUAUUUAUUUAACUAUGUAAAAGGAAAUUGGGAUUUGUUUCUCUUAUUUUUAUGUUGGAAAAGAAAAUGGUUUUAAUUGACUCACAAUGACUAAUUGAGUUACAGUGUUAACCCAAAUCAACACAUCUACGAGGAUUUUUACUGAAUAUAAUGUUUACAUUUUCAUAUGAAUUCAAGCGUGUGAAGUCGCCUGAUUGGUCGCAGCAUCAUUUCACGUUGGUGUUGUCAUGGAGGAUUUCUAAUGCCAAAUAUUAGGAGUGAUUCAUCCACAGACGAGCAGCAUUUAGUGAAAGGUUUUCUUGCUCGCAGAGGUUUCCGGUGAUUUCCACAUCACAAACUAUGAAUCCACAAGGUGGUUUUGAUACACGCGUUAACACCAAGUAAGUCUGAUGCAAAAUCUGACGAGACCGAUACAACACUGGUGGCAUCUACCAAUGCAUGGCCUGAACUACUCUUUGCUUGCAGUAUUUUUAGCUGAAUGGCAACCAACAGAUUUAUGUUAAACAGUAUUUGUUCUUUGCAGAGAUCAGUUUUCACUUAAGUUAAGUAUGUAUCUGUGUGGAAAAAAAAAACAUGAAUUGUAUCAACAUUAAAUAAACGGUACCACAAUAAAAGUACUACAAAUUUCAACACUAAAUUUGCAAAAAGUAACUUAUUUUAGUAGUUUUACAACACCCAUUGUAUGCCGAUGGUAAAGUCCUGGCCGUCAGCGAGCCACAAGCUGGUUUCAAGAGGAUGACGUGUUCUAUUCAUCCAUCACCCCGACCAAGUAAACCAUCAGCUGUUUGUCCACUUUUAGUGAUUAAUAACCAGGAUGUUACGUCACUGGGGAAAGUUGUGGAUUUUCAGGACUACUAUGAGGUAACUUUGAGGAACUGUGUCAGUAAAGCUGUUCAUGUCUUCUUUGGAAUGUUAAGAUAGGAAAAAACAUGUCUAUUUAUGACAACGCUCCAAAUAUCCAUCAAGUUCAACUGUUUUGUUCUUUACAUUUGUUUUUGAUUAUUUGACGUCUUAAAGUGUUGGAGCUUUCUGAUCGACGUCUCUGCCUGUGUGACUGAAGGAUGUAUAUUUGAGUAAGGCUUUCUAUCCGAACAAUGCCCCACUUUUCAAAGAAACGUUUGAAUCUCUUUGUAGAAUACUUUACUUC
This is a messenger RNA of Anarrhichthys ocellatus (wolf-eel), 3543 nucleotides long. It is a transcript of the gene slc26a11, whose product is annotated as solute carrier family 26 member 11. Gene Ontology annotation, molecular function: secondary active sulfate transmembrane transporter activity. The record is from RefSeq and is a predicted model, not a curated record. The transcript is spliced from 15 exons. Bases 326 to 2065 code for a protein of 579 amino acids. Gene Ontology annotation, biological process: sulfate transmembrane transport. Gene Ontology annotation, cellular component: membrane. NCBI's taxonomy places the organism in Eukaryota, Metazoa, Chordata, Actinopteri, Perciformes, Anarhichadidae.